UUUGCAACCUUGUGACUAACAUUACGUGCAACUCUGUAUUAUAAUUUAUUUCUAGAGCUACUGUUACUUAAAUAAUUUCACUUUUAUUUAAAGAUUCGUAAGAAACAUUUCUUAAAUUUCUUCAAUCUUCAAACGGUGAGAAACAACGCAAAAUUAUGGAAACAUUUCUAACUGCGUCAAAAACAGCUCUAACGAAAUUAUCUGCAUACUAUACAAUUCGUAUUGUCCUUGGAAAUCAAACUUGCGACUUGGAUUCGGCAGUCUGCGCUUUGGCUCAAGGAUUUUGUGAAUAUUUGAAUGAAACUAAAAAAAGUCAAAAUGAAGAAAAUGUUGCAGUAAUACCUAUUUUAAAUGUUGCCAAGAAAGAGUUUCGAAUUAAGACCGAAGUCAUUUAUUAUUUCCGCAAGCAUGGAAUUUCAGAAGAACUUUUGACAUUUAGGGAUCAGAUAGAUCUGAACAUUCUAACGGAAAAUAGGGAAAAUAAAGUAGAAGUUGUACUCGUGGAUCAUCAUGUCCUGGCGAACGAAGAUAGGACCUUGGUCAACUCAGUCGUCGAGAUUAUCGAUCACCGUCCUCAGGACGCAUCCUGGCCCUGGCAUGGGAAAACGAUUCACUUAGAGGCGGUCGGCAGCUGCGCCACUCUCGUCGCGCGCAACCUUCUCAUCAAACAUCCCGAAGCCGUCGACGCGUGGCUGGCAAACUUCUUACGAGGUCCGAUAUUAUUGGAUACUUGCAAUUUCUCAGAAGAAGCAAAUCGUGCUACAGCACUCGAUCGCGAAAUUAUGGAAACUCUCGAGAGAAUCUCGUCCCUUGGUUCCGAUAGAGACCAAGUCUAUCAGGGAAUACUUGCAGCAAAAACGGACAUCAGUGAAUUAACACCUGAUGAUCUCAUACUUAGAGAUUUGAAGUUUGAAAGUGGUGUACCGUUUAUUGGCUUUCCGAUAUUAGUCAAGGAUUUCCUCACCUUGGAGGGUGCUCUACGAGCUGUCGAGAAGUUCACGGAAAGCAAAAAGUGUACACUUGCUGUCCUUAUGGGACUCUCCUUGAAAAACGACCACGUGACCAGGGACAUCGCGGUCUUUUCGUUAUUGACCAAUGGUCUGGAAAAUAAAAUAAUCAACGCGUUGCUCGGAUCUACUCAACCUCAGUUAGAGCUCACAUUGGAAAAACGGAUCAAAGAAGAAAAGUACAAUGUAUUCCUCUAUAAACAAGGAAACAUUCGUGCGUCACGGAAGCAAAUAUUACCGAUCAUAAGAGAAACAUUGUCAAAAGAGCGGGCUUGUUAAUGGAAGGAAAUGUAGAUAUUGUGGUUGAGAUAGGUAGAAUAUCUAACUUGGAUAUUUAUCACGCAUUCAUCUGUAAUUGUAGCCGUCAUAGCACGCUCGGAGAAAAAAGAAGUGACUAAUUACUGGCGUAAAA
Messenger RNA from Vespula pensylvanica (western yellowjacket), 1419 nucleotides. It is a transcript of the gene pn, whose product is annotated as exopolyphosphatase PRUNE1. NCBI's taxonomy places the organism in Eukaryota, Metazoa, Arthropoda, Insecta, Hymenoptera, Vespidae. The transcript is spliced from 6 exons. Gene Ontology annotation, molecular function: exopolyphosphatase activity. The record is from RefSeq and is a predicted model, not a curated record. Gene Ontology annotation, cellular component: cytoplasm. The coding region runs from base 156 to 1286 and encodes 376 amino acids.